CCCGCCCACCGCGGGCCGCGCUGCAGACGUGUUUCCGGAGGAGGAGGAGCGGAUCACGCCGCGGACUGUAGCUACGUAGGUGCCGGCGGCAGCGACUGCAGCGCAUGGCGACCCUGGGACAUCCUGCUCGGGAGACACCGGCGGCCCCAGCCCCAGGACACCCCGUGUGCAGUGACGACACCUCCAGGGCGCCCCCCGUAGGCGGUGAAGGCGAAGCAGCUUCUAGGAAGCAAAAGAAGAAGAAAAGCCGGAAUGAGGCCUCUGUGUCGAAUGGAGCCGGGAAGGCCUGCGAAAAGCCGGCCCCAGAGGAAUCCCUCCCAAGCCCGGAGGCCCAGGCGGAGCAGCUGGCUCGGGAACUGGCCUGGUGCGUGGAGCAGCUGGAACUGGGCCUCAAGAUGCAGAGACCCAGCCCGAAACAGAAAGAGCAGGCUAUCGGGGCGAUCCGAACCCUGCGCAGCGAAAGAAUCCCUCUGCCCCGCAAGAGGCAGCUGAUGCGCUCCUUGUUUGGGGAUUACAGGGCUCAGAUGGAGGCCGAGUGGCGCGAAGCCCUGCGGGCUCUCAAGACUGCAGCCCAAUCAGCCCGUGUGCAGCCUGUAGGUGAGGCCACCAGAAAGAAGAGCCGAAGGGUCUGCAGGCCCCGCCUCGAAAGGGGAGCCAAGGCCACCCUGGACGUUCCAGACGAAGAGUUUAGGUUCAAUUUCUUUUAGCCUCUCCUCCCAUCCUGCAGCUGCCCCCUCCCCAGGGUGUAGGGGUUUGCCUGGAGCUCACUCAGUUGGAGGGAUGUGGGGCUGGUCUGUUACCCUGGUGCCUGGCUGCUGGUCAGAUGUGAGGCCAGCAUAUUGAAUACUGUCUGACAAGCACAAGGCCCCGUUUGUAGGUUUUCAGAUGAAUGGUUCCUGCUGCUGGAAGAGGGAGAUCUACCUAAAAAGGCUUCUGCAGUAAACUGGUGUCAGCAUGUUGUAGGAACGUCUUGCUCAGUUUUCAGGGUUAGAUUAUGUGGCUGAGGGUGAGAGGGAAGCUGCAUAAUUGCACAUUGGUGCUCACUUCGGAAAGGCAUGCUGUUACACUGGAUGGUGCUUAGGUAAAGAAAAAAAUAGUAAAAAUAAAAACAAAACAGUAAAAAUGGAUGAGAGAGUGUGUGCUAAUUGCCUGUGUUAGACAAAGUACAGGUGAUGCCAGUGUCGGGUACUGGAGUCCAGGCUCAGCCCAGUGCGGUCCUUUGGUCCUUUGUGUUGUCUUCCUGAGCAAGGGCCACCCGCAGGGAGCAGUGUGGCUCCACAGGCCAGCCUCUGUUCUGAGCUGACCAGGCCAGAGUCCCAGGGCUGGUGCUGCAGUGAAUCGGGUUUUGCAGUUGUCUCAGUCCUCAGUGGCUUUGAUGCUGUCUUUGUUGGUCUCUCACAUUUGCAUCCCAUACUGGAUCGAUAUCUGGAGCCCACCUGUGUAGUCAGCAUCUCUACCUCGAUGUUUCAUAGGCAUUUCACGCUUGUUCAGAACAUUCACUUAGCCCCAGCUGGUGUGGCUCCGUGGUUGAUUGUCAACCUGUGAACCAGGAGAUUGCGGUUUGAUUCCUGGUCAGGGCACAUGCCCGGCUUGCAGGCUGGAUCCCUGGUAGGGGGCGUGCAGGAGGCAGCCAAUCAAUGAUUCUCUCUCACCAUUAAUGUUUCGAUCCCUCUUUCCUUCUCUGAAAUCACUAAAAAUAAAUCUUAAAAAAUACUAAAGAACAUUCAGUUAGCCCCCAAAAUCUCUGUUUUCUGUUUUUGUACCUAAAGUUUUUUAGAAUUUAUUGCAGUAAUACUGGUUGAUGAAAUUUUACAGCUUUUAGGUACAUGAUUCUACAAAUUAUCAUCGGUACAACUGUAUUGUGUGUUCACCACCCCAAGUCAAAUCUCCAUCACCAUUUAUCCCCCCCCCUCCGUACUCCCCCACCUUCCUCCAUCCCUCCUCCCCCUGGCAAUCACCACACUGUUGUCUGUCCAGGAGGUUUUUUUUCUUUUUUGCUCAGUACCACCCACCUCAACCUCCAGCUUCCUCCAGGCCUCAUCCUGACUGAUGCUUGAGCCUCCAGGGUUAGUCCCAGCCCUCCGUGGAGUGACCUAUCAUGCCGGGUACUGUUUCAUCAGUCACUGUAUUGUGCCCAGGACAGUGUGAAGGCUGGUGGGUGAGGCCUCACAGGGGGCCUGCACAUUUUCAUGCUCCUGACUGACAUCUGAUGUGGCCCCCUCCCCCUGUUCCAAUCCUGCUGCUCCUGAAGUAACCACAUUAAUCCUGCAUCAAGGUCUUUACUGGCUUCUGGGAGAAACAGCUUUCAGAAAGUAACUGCCCUGGCCAGAGUUGCUCAGUGG
Molecule: messenger RNA, 2342 nt
Organism: Myotis myotis
Lineage: Eukaryota; Metazoa; Chordata; Mammalia; Chiroptera; Vespertilionidae
Gene: CUNH8orf33
Product: chromosome unknown C8orf33 homolog
Exons: 6
Coding region: 105-707 (200 amino acids)
Source: RefSeq, a predicted model, not a curated record